AUGGCAGACCAAGCUAAAGACGCGACACCGAUUGCCGACAAGCUUUCUUCUUUUGCUCAUGAUGAGCAUGUUGAUGAUGAUGCACCAAAAUUUGAGGCUCUUGAUAUCAGCUAUGAUAAUAAUGGUAUCAAGGGUAUCCUGAACUCCCCUUUUGUCUUCGGCGCAGCCCUGUUAGCUUCAUUCGGGGGCUUCUCUUUUGGAUAUGACCAGGGAGUUAUUUCCUUGAUCUUGGUUAUGCCACAAUUUACCGAUCAAUUCCCUGAAGUAGCUUCAAGUUCACCACAUUCAGGGUUCAACAAAGGCCUUUUAACUGGAAUAUUAGAGCUGGGAGCCUUCAUUGGCUGUAUAGCCUUCCCUUGCUUGGCAGACAGGAUAUCCAGAAAAUGGGCUAUCAGUAUCGCUACAGGAUUCUUUUGUGUUGGCGCCAUUAUGCAAACCGCAUCUCAGACAUACGACACCCUUGUUGCUGAAAUCGCACCUCCUAACUUGAGAGGUUCCUUGAUGGUUCUCGAAUCAGUUAGUAUUGUCAUUGGUGCCAUUGUGGCUUAUUGGAUUACCUAUGGUACAAGGGCUAUAAAUGGCGAUUGGGCCUUCCGAUUACCCUUCCUCCUUCAAAUGAUACCAGCUCUUACUGUUGGCUGCGGCAUUCACUUCUUCCCAUUCUCACCCCGUUGGUUAGCCCUCCGCGAUCGAAAUGAAGAGAGUCUCGAGAGUCUAGCUCGGCUGCGACGACUUCCUGCAACUGAUGAAACCGUCCAGGUAGAGUGGAAGGGUAUUAUAGCUGAGGAUCGAUUCCAGAAAGAGAUCCUUAUACAGGAGCACCCAGAUACCGGACCUAUAAUGAUGGAAGUGAAGCAAUGGCUUGAUCUGUUCCGUUCAAAAUAUCUAAAGCGAACAAUUGUCGCUACUGCAAUCCCAUUCUUCCAGCAGUUCUCUGGAAUAAAUGCCUUCGUUUACUACGCCCCUACAUUCUUCUCCAGUCUAGGUCAGACCUAUAAUAAAUCACUCAUCCUAUCGGGAAUGAUUAAUAUUUGCCAAUUGAUUGGCAAUAUUCCAAUCCUCCUAUACUUUGACCAGAUCGGUAGACGGAGAAUUGCCAUCUUCGGCGCCUUCUUGAUGGCUAUCCCUCAUCUAAUUAUGGCCGGAAUUUAUCGCAAAUUUAGCUCAAGCUGGCAGACUCAUCAAGGCGUUGGGUGGUUUGGUGUUGCUUUGAUCUAUGUCUAUGUCCUUGCAUACGCACUCUCAUAUGGACCCCUAGGAUGGGUUCUACCAGCCGAAGUCUUCCCAAGCUCGAAGAGAGCUAAAGGUGUUGGUCUCGCGGUAGCUGUGAACUGGCUUGCUAAUUUCAUUAUCGGGGUAGUGGUUCCGCAGAUGCUUGAAUCAAUUGGAUGGGGUACAUUUCUAUUCUUCGGACUUUUCUGUGUCGCUGCUGGAAUUUUCUCGUUUCUGUUUGUGCCGGAGACUGCGAAUCGGUCUUUAGAGCAGAUCGCGGCUAUUUUUGGGGAUGAUCUUAAUGCAGAGGAAGAUGGACUUCGUCUGAGGAUUCAGAUGGAGGUUUGGGCGGAGACUAACACUCAGCAUCAAGUUUGA
This is a messenger RNA of Penicillium malachiteum, 1590 nucleotides long. Its product is annotated as sugar porter family MFS transporter. The transcript is spliced from 6 exons. The record is from RefSeq and is a predicted model, not a curated record. Gene Ontology annotation, cellular component: membrane. Gene Ontology annotation, biological process: carbohydrate transport; transmembrane transport. Lineage: Eukaryota; Fungi; Ascomycota; Eurotiomycetes; Eurotiales; Aspergillaceae. The coding region runs from base 1 to 1590 and encodes 529 amino acids. Gene Ontology annotation, molecular function: carbohydrate:proton symporter activity.